AUGGAUACUCUGAAGGUAAUCAAAGGAUAUUUCAAAGUAGAUGAAGCGCAAGAUGUAGAGUUGAAGAGAAAGACGUGGAGGCAGUGGCUUUUAGUGGGAAUUUCCGUCGUGGCUCUGUUGGCGAUUACCAUCGGCGUCGUUGUUCAUAGCCGGAAAAACAAUUCACAUGGUUCAACACUGAGUUCAACUCCAAACUUGACACCAGCCGCUUCACUCAAGACCGUGUGCAGCGUGACUCACUUCCCUGCUUCUUGUAUGUCAAGCAUCUCUAACAUUCCAUCUUCCAACACGACGGAUCCUGAGGUUCUGUUCAGGCUUUCACUGAAAGUGGUGGUCGACGAGCUCGCUUCGAUAUCCACUUUGCCAAAGAAGCUCUCCGAAGAGACAGACGAUGAGAGUAUCAAAUCAGCGCUUGGUGUUUGUGGAGAGCUUCUAGACAACGCGAUGGAUAGUCUCAACGAGACUGUUUCCGCCAUGGAUGUCAGAGACGGGAAGAAUAUUCUGAAUCCUACGAAGAUCGACGACCUCAAGACAUGGCUCAGCGCAGCCUUAACCUACCACGAGACGUGCUUCGACGCGCUCGACGAGCUACGCUCGAACAACAACAUGACGACGACGGAGAACUACGCUAACUCCACAAUCUCGCGGAAUCUGAAAUCCGCCAUGAGAAACUCCACCGAGUUCACUAGCAACAGCCUCGCAAUCGUCGCCAAGGUACUCUCUACCUUGAGCGAUUUUGGGAUUCCAAUUCAUAGGAGACGGUUACUCGGUUCCAAGCCGUUCUUCCCACGUUGGGUGUGUCCACGUGUGCGGAAGCUACUUUCUGCGGAGAAUGUUACUCCAAACGUGACGGUGGCUGCUGAUGGCUCCGGCGACGUCAAAACGGUUAACGAGGCCGUGGCAAAGGUUCCGAGUAAAAGUAACACCAUGUUCGUUAUAUACGUGAAAGCUGGUACGUAUGUAGAGAAUGUGGUUAUGGACAAGAGCAAAUGGAAUGUUAUGAUCUACGGUGACGGAAAGUCCAAGACCAUUAUUUCCGGCAGUAAAAACUACGCCGACGGGACUAAAACUUACGAAACGGCGACGUUUGGUGUUCAAGGGAAAGGAUUCAUUAUGAAAGAUAUUGGAAUCAUAAACACAGCCGGACCAGAGAAGCACCAAGCGGUUGCGUUCCGGUCAGGAUCGGACCACUCGGUUUAUUACCGAUGCUCAUUCGAUGGCUAUCAAGACACUCUCUAUCCUCACUCAAACCGACAAUUCUACCGUGACUGCGACGUCACCGGAACAGUCGACUUCAUAUUCGGAAACGCAGCCGUCGUUUUUCAAAACUGCGAUAUCAUGCCGCGUCAGCCGUUUUCGAAACAGUUCAACACUAUCACCGCGCAAGGCAAGACCGAUGAUAAUCAGAACACGGGAAUCUCAAUCCAACGGUGUAGAAUCUCCGCCAAAGGAAAGGUAACCGCUGAGACGUAUCUCGGCCGUCCGUGGAAGAAGUAUUCGACGACUGUGGUUAUGCAGUCGGAGAUUGGGCCGAUCGUGAAUCCCGCUGGGUGGGUACGCUGGGAUGUCGGAGUUGAGCCUAAGAAAAUACUUUACGGAGAGUAUAGGAAUUUUGGUCGUGGAUCGGGCUUGAGUCAGAGAGUUAAAUGGGCCGCUUACAAGCCCGUUAUGUCUGAUGCCGAGGCAGCGAGGUUUACUGUUGCUGCGUUUAUCCAAGGAAACAAAUGGUUACCAGCGAGUGGAGUUCCAAAUCAGCUCACUUAG
Messenger RNA from Eutrema salsugineum, 1764 nucleotides. Its product is annotated as pectinesterase 1. The coding region runs from base 1 to 1764 and encodes 587 amino acids. Gene Ontology annotation, molecular function: pectinesterase activity; pectinesterase inhibitor activity. The record is from RefSeq and is a predicted model, not a curated record. Gene Ontology annotation, biological process: cell wall modification. The transcript is spliced from 2 exons. Lineage: Eukaryota; Viridiplantae; Streptophyta; Magnoliopsida; Brassicales; Brassicaceae.